Messenger RNA from Cyphomyrmex costatus, 3403 nucleotides. It is a transcript of the gene nclb, whose product is annotated as PWP1 homolog no child left behind. NCBI's taxonomy places the organism in Eukaryota, Metazoa, Arthropoda, Insecta, Hymenoptera, Formicidae. The record is from RefSeq and is a predicted model, not a curated record. Gene Ontology annotation, biological process: rRNA processing. Gene Ontology annotation, molecular function: protein binding. Gene Ontology annotation, cellular component: nucleus.
UGCGAGUAAACUGUUUCUCCCAUGUGUCUGCUGAACGCAAUCAUUGUAUAAAGAUAAACCAUGUGCAACUCUGUUUUGUUUUACUAUUGAACAAUAUCGGGAAUUUAACAAACCUCUGAUAAAAAUGGAAACAAAUGUUAUACCUUGUACUACAUGGGUGAAAAAAGGCGUCGCUGCAGCUGUUCCGGAAAAAAUUGAAUUAAGACCUGAUGAGCUUGAGAAGAUUAUAAAGGAGACGCAAGCUGCUCUGAACAAUGAUAGUAAUGAUGAUGAUUCUGACGAAGAAGGAUCCAAAAUACAAUCUAAUACAAAAAAGAAAGAAGAAUCAGCUGUUACUGAUGAAUAUAACUUUAAAGCUUAUGAUAAUGAAUCUGGCAAUAUGUAUUGUUAUAUUAGUAAUUUGGCUACUUUUGAUACAAGUGGCAAAGAUCCUCUCAUAACAAACGAUGAAGAGGAUUCAGAUAAGGAGGAUGACAUUAUCAAAAUUGAUGAUAAUUUAGUAUUAUUUGGGCAUGUUGAGGGAGAUGCUAGCAUCUUGGAAGUAUUUGUAUAUAACGAAAGGGAAGGAUCGUUUUAUUGUCAUCAUGAUAUAUUGCUACCUUCAUUUCCAUUGUGUAUAGAAUGGCUUAACUAUGAUCCUACCACUUCAAAACCAAGCAAUCUAUGUGCUAUUGGUAACAUGACUCCUAUAAUUGAAGUAUGGGACUUAGACUUGAUAGACUGUUUAGAACCAGCCUACAAAUUAGGUCGUAAACCAAAUGAGAUGAAGAAACAAAAACGUAUUGGCCACAAAGAUGCAGUUCUAGACAUAUCGUGGAAUCAUAAUUAUACACAUGUUCUUGCUAGCGGUUCGGUCGAUCGGACAGUCUUAUUAUGGGACUUGGAUAAUGGUAAACCUGUGAAUAAACUAGGUCCGUUCAAUGAAAAAGUGCAAACGCUAAAAUGGCAUCCACAAGAAACCCAUCAACUAUUGAUAGGAUGUGCCGAUGGACUAGUAAAAUUGUACGAUUGCAUGAAUGAAGUACCUGUUAUACAAUGGGAGGCAUUGGGAGAAGUGGAAAGAGUCUUAUGGAAUUAUUAUGACCAAAAUUAUUGUAUUAUUAGCACAGAUAAUGGUUAUAUAGAAUACUUUGAUAUAAGAAAACACAAACCAUUAUGGCAACUUAAGGCCCAUGAAAAGGAAAUUACGGGUCUUUCUCUUAGUACAUCAUGCCGAGGUUUGUUAGUCUCUUGUUCAUACGAUGGUAUGAUCAAAAUAUGGGAUAUAGACCAAGAAUCUCCUACUCUUAUACAGGAACAGUCAAGUAAUUUGGGCGCUAUACAGUGCCUCGCGGCAAACCCAGAUAAUGGAUUUGUAUUUACUAUUGGCGGAGAUAAUAAAGAGCACAAUUUUAAAGUGCUGGAUCUUAAGGAGAUACCUACAGUGCGAGAGAGAUUUGUAAAACGCGUCGCAUCAAAAAAUUUGAUGGAAUCUCGGCAAGAAGAGACGAUGGACGUCAUCGAAGAUAUGGAAAAUAUGGAAAUUGAAAAUCAGGAAUCGUCAAAAGAAAAAAAAGAAAAAUAUGGAAUCGUGAGAAGAAAAUUCGUCGUCGUUCUCCGUCGUUACAAACUGCUCGAUAUGGAUGUGUCAGAUGAUAUAGAUAAAGCAUGGGAUCAUCCAUGGACGACAGAAGAGAUGAGGAACAAGAGAAGGGAGUGGAGUCUAGCUGGUGAUGUCGGACUUCUUAAACAUCUUCAGCAAUUUUCUGAAAAUCUGGUAUCCAAGGCCACCAAGACUCAAGCUGCUCUGGAUACGUUGACGACACAAUUAAAAGAAACGGAGAUACUAGUGGAUAAUGUUACUAACACAUCUCUGGCUUUGGCCAAUACUCAAUUUAUUGAGAGUCGCGUGCAGGAGGAUGAUAUAGAAAUUAAGGAGAAUGUAGAUGAGAAGCAGGAAAAUGCGAAGACUCAGGAGUCGACGCCAGAGAAUCUUUUGGCCAGUAUAAGCGAGAGCGUUAAGCAAGGUUUAAGCAUAAUGGAUGAAAAGUACAAAGUAAUGGAUGUGGCUUGCAGCGAUAGCGAAGAAGAAGACGAAGGAGGUGUAGUAUUCAGUGUCAUUGUGGGACCCAAUGAUCCAUAUCAAGAUCGGCCCUUGCCGUAUAUUAUCGGUUCAGAUAAAUGGAUAGCGUCGAAUAAGAUAGGUUUAGAGAGUAGCAGUAGCGAAUCCGAACAAGCCGACGAAGAGAGGGAGGAAUCGGAAAGUGAGAAGGAAGAUGCUGGUGUGCAUAAAGUGUUUAACAGUCGACACAAUCCGGAGAUAAAUAUAGCGAGGUUGUCGUCCUCCAGCGAUUCGGAUAAUUAUAAUGAUCACAGCAAUAACAUAUCUUACGAGAAUAAUAAAACGGAUAUUGCAUCUCAGAAUAACAUAAAUUCUGCUUCAGAGUCUGUCACACCUAAUAAUGUAUCUAAGUCAAAUGAAGCGGCACCGAAUUUUGCAGAAGAAUUAGCCAAGCGAUUAGGCACCGUUCGCCAAGCGCAAAAGCCUGUCGCAGUAGAUGAAACUAAUGAAUCAUCGAUUAAUCGAUUUAAAGAUGAUCUCUUUGCGUCUGAGAAGGAUGAAGAUGUGUUCAACGGUUCUGACAAUCUGUUUAGCAGUAAAAAAGAUCUCUUCGACGAUCAAGUAUCUGCCAAUCUGUGGAAAGAAAAGCCAAUCAAAUCUUACAAAAAUAGUAAUAUUAUCCCAGCCAGUAUCGAUGUGCCACCGCCGAUUAGUAUAGUUUCGACAAAACCAAAGUCAGCAAUAGACGAUCUAUUUGCCGAUGCCGAUUCGGAAGAAGAUUCGGAUGACAUCUUCUCAUCGAAGAACGCCAUCAAAAAACGCACGAAGGAAUCGGUCGCGAGCGAUAACGCUUAUCCCGCAAACAUGGAGGAUGUGCCGAAGAAAUUCAUGGACGUUAUAGCUACCAAUAAAAUCGCCACGAGCACGCCGGAAUCUAACAUCAACUCCACGAGCUUAUUCAGCGAUGAUGAGAACGAUGACGCAGAUCUAUUCGGCAACUCUAAAAAGCAAUCUCACAAACCUACGAAUACCCCAUUGUCUACAAAUACUCAGGAAUCGAGUAAAAAGAAACCUGUUGGAGGUGAGUGGAUACUCGGCAAUGUUUUGGCGUCGGACAUUGAGAGCAAACUAUCGAGCCGGAUAAUGCAACGGCGACAAGAGUCCGAAUCAUCCGAUAGCGACGCGCCAGGAAAUUCUGAUUGCGCGACGAGAAGCAACGUCGAGUCAGCAUCCAUGACUACGAAUCACAGUUCGCAAAAUCCUACGGAGAAUGUAUCCGCGAUUGUUGGGAGCACCAUCAGCAGUGGAAUAUCCGUGCAGCCGCCCAGUAUCGACAUCACAGUUGGAUCCGGUUUAUCGUAA